UCUGUGGUCAGGGCAGAACAGGGAGCAGAGCUGAACCAGCUGAAUAUAUUGUGUGAGCAGGUCGCAGGGUUUAAAAUGGACUGGUUCCACUGUAACCAGUGCUUCACAAGGAAAGGGUCGUCGUUUGCUGUGUCCAGCUGUGGCCACAUCUCCUGUGAGGCAUGCAUCAAAUCUAAGCAGUGCAGUGUGUGUGGGGCCAGCUGCAGUUAUCUGCCCAUCACGGAUGAGAUGAAACCACAGGAAAAAGUGUUUUUCAAGGACCCAACGAAGCUGAUCCAGUCACGACUGCAGCACAUAUCACAGAUUGUUCAUUUCCAGUGGACACAGAUGGAAAGAGUCACGACGCACUUCAAGCACAAGUCUGUUGAAUUGGAGAGGCGCCUGAAGGAGGUCUCUGAGCAGGGCUACAGGCAACUGACCGAGCUGAAAAGAGAGAACGCUGCCUUAAAAAAGCAGCUUUCUGAGCUGAAAAGAGAAACUGCCGAAUUAAAGAAGCCACUUUCUCAGAGGAGGGUUUCUCCAGGACAAUUUCAUACAGAUGGCACUCAAAGGAUGACACUCCCUGUGGCUGUCACCUCCCCAGGUAAUCUAAGAUUUAAUUUUAAUUUGUUUCAUCAGUUUUUACUACUGGUCAAUUUCAUAUGUAGUUUUCUUUUACUAGUUACACCUCGGUCAAGAUCCAACAGUCACUUUGGCUCAGCAGAGUCUCAGGGGUGGACCAGAGGCCGAGGUCCCAGUCUCUCCUCUCUCAUUGUGAGUCUCCCACUUACAGCGGCUCUUGUGUGA
This is a messenger RNA of Pleuronectes platessa (European plaice), 786 nucleotides long. Its product is annotated as RING finger protein 212B. The coding region runs from base 76 to 786 and encodes 236 amino acids. Gene Ontology annotation, cellular component: synaptonemal complex. Lineage: Eukaryota; Metazoa; Chordata; Actinopteri; Pleuronectiformes; Pleuronectidae. Gene Ontology annotation, molecular function: SUMO transferase activity. The transcript has 9 exons. Gene Ontology annotation, biological process: protein sumoylation; homologous chromosome pairing at meiosis; reciprocal meiotic recombination. The record is from RefSeq and is a predicted model, not a curated record.